GAUGUUCUUUCUGGAUGCAUUCUUGAAGGGUCUGAAGCCAAAUUUCAACGAUGAUUCGGUGGAUCGAGUAAAUUACUACUACCUACCACUGAUACUCAUCAUUUUUGCAUUAACACUCAGCGCAAAACAGUAUGUACGUCGGACAACCAAUCCAGUGCUGGGUGCUUGGGAGCAGUACAGUGAAAACUAUUGCUUUGUGCAAAAUACCUACUUCUUGCCGCUGGAUCACUACAUACCUCGAGAUUUGCAGGAACGCGAAGACCGUGAAAUUGGUUACUACCAGUGGGUGCCUUUCAUUUUGGGUAUACAGGGCAUUUUAUUCUAUCUACCCUGUCUUAUAUGGCAACUACUGAAUUGGCAAUCAGGAAUAGCAGUAAAAGGCAUUGUUGUGAUGUCACAGGAUGUGAGUAAUAUGCAAUCCGAAAAAAGAAAGGAUUCAGUUGAAGUUGUAGCCUCGCACAUCUACGAUUCACUAAGAGCACAGCGAAAACUUAGCCGCCGCGGCCCCAUUGCAUCAUUCCUCCAAAAGCGACCCCUUCAUUUCUAUUACUGAAA
Gongylonema pulchrum is the source of this 555-nucleotide messenger RNA. NCBI's taxonomy places the organism in Eukaryota, Metazoa, Nematoda, Chromadorea, Rhabditida, Gongylonematidae. The record is from the annotation of a GenBank genome assembly.